Messenger RNA from Parnassius apollo (apollo), 2865 nucleotides. Lineage: Eukaryota; Metazoa; Arthropoda; Insecta; Lepidoptera; Papilionidae. The record is from the annotation of a GenBank genome assembly.
AUGCUAAUAACCUCCCCAUUGGAUCACAGAGGAGGAUCACUUAUCAUGGAAGAGAUGCUGUCGCCAAGAGACGACGAUGAAGACGACAAUCAUCUCUGCAUCAAAUGCAACGCGACAAUCGUCGGUCUUGAUAAUUACAUUAAACACAGAAAAGAGCGAUGUGGCAAAAACAAAUCCGAAACUAAAACGGUUUUGCCUAUUGACUCUAUAGAACCGACCUAUAGUCUUGGUGCUGAUGUGUUUUUUCAAUCACUAGAACUCCAAAGUAGUGUUAAAAAGACAUCUCUGUCCAGACUUACACCACCAACUCCAAUUUCUAAAGCCGCUUUAGAUAGAAAGACUACUUUGACAGUUGCAUCCACUUCUAGAGAAUUGCCACGAAUUAGUCCUAUAGAAACUAACCUUAGAGGAGUCGAUUGGAUCGGUGGUCAUAGUAUAAGAAUAGGUAGCAACGAGGAUAAUCAAACUAAACUGAUCAACGCCGUUGCUAGUAUAAGCGGCAAUGUCAAGAAGGAUUUGACUUCGUCUUCUUAUAAUAUCGGGACUUUCAACGAUUUCAGAGGAGACGAUGAUUCCGAUGAUUGUGAAGAAUCAGAGGACGAUGAAGAGGAAGAAAGUGGUCAUGGGAGUAAAUGGAAACCACCGCCUCAUUAUACUGGUGGUAAAUGGCGUCCGGCAUCACCAGAACAUGAAGAGUGGGAUAUUAGAGAGGAACAGGAACAUAUGGAAGGUAAAUGGAAAUCUUUAAUAAUCUCAGAGGGUAAUGAGCGUGAGGAGGACUAUGAUGCUCCGCCACCUGGAUACACAAAAGGAAAAUGGGUCCCCGGAGCUCCAGAGAAAGCUCAGAUUAUGCAAACGACUAUACAAAGUAAAGGUUCUGUCCAAUAUUGGUGUGGCCCAUGCAACAGGCGACUUGGUUCUCGAGCCAUUUAUGAUAAACAUUUAAUGUCAAAUCUACAUAUGAGAAAAGUGUUACCGGAGCACGAGUUAGAAUUUUCUGGACAUCUAGAACCCCUAAGAAAUGUAAAUGAGAAACGUACAACUCGACCAUCGCGGUUCUUAAACAGUAGCAUCUAUCUUCAACCACAACGAAAGAAGCAGAAAACUGCUGAUACAAAAUUAUCGGUCUUACCUGUAAAAACUAAAAGGAAAAGAAGGCCUCGUUUCCUUCACUGCUCCGUUUGUAAGUCAAGAGUAAGAUGUCAUUUGAUGGGUAAGCAUUUAAUAUCUCAUUAUCACUUCAGAAAAGCGACGGAUACUCAAAGCCCUACUUAUCAACAACUGAUUCUGGAUAAUAUAGACGUCAUAGUACACCAGUCUCCAUUUCAAUGUAGUCCAUGUCGAUUUUAUACAAACUGGUCAUCAACUUUUAUGCAGCAUUGGUUUUCUGAUGAACACAAAUCAAAAACUGAUUCAAUGGAAGGACGAUACUGGUGUUCGUUUUGCAAAUUUGAAUGUGAGUCUCCGGAUGAAAUGGUUAAUCAUAUAUCGGGGCCUGAACACAGCGAAGUGGUUGCGGUUAUUAAUAGAUCGAUGCCAAUUAUUUUGAGAAAGAAGACGAUUUUAAAAUGCGAUACAUGUUCAAAAGAAUUUCGAUAUAACAUAGAAAUUAAACAACAUUGCCGAAGAACUGGACACGAGAUAUGCCACACUGCUACUGAUGCCUACCAGGAAUUACACAAAUGUCAACAUUGUAAAGAGAAGUUUAAAUCUUCUUUAACGUUGGCUGCCCACUUAAAGUCUAAGCAUAAGCAGAGGGCAUAUUUUUGCCUGGUGUGCUCAAAAACAUUCAACUCAUCAAGCGAGGCCAAACAACAUCGGCAAACUUCAGAACAUAGAGUACGUAGGAAGGAAAUUUUGAUUGAAAAAGGUUUAAGAGUACCUGUCAAGGACUUGAGCAAGAAAUGUCCAUACUGCAUAGAUAAUGUUCGAUUGAAAAAUAUUAUAGAAUUAAAGGAUCAUAUUCGAAGAGUCCAUCCAAACAUUAAGAAAAAAUGUUCAAAAUGCGGCAUGUCGUUCAUCUUGUCUCAAGAAGUCACUCGACAUAUCAGAUCCAAGGCCUGCCAAUAUCAAAACGCCAGCUCCUUGAGCGCUCCCAUACUCUGGAAUUGUAGUCAAUGUCUCUUCACUACUGAUUCUCAAGCCGAGUGCUUUUUCCAUGAAGUUCUACACUCUCCCUCUAUCACUAAGGUUACGAGGAGUGAAACAGAGAAAGUGAUUGAGAAAUAUGAUUGUCCACUUUGCCCCAAGAGUUUUACCAAAGCUUCCUUGCGACACCACUUGAAACAGCAUACAUUCGAGAGGCCCUUCGUGUGUAACGUAUGCGGAGCUAAUUUUACAAGACAAAGCAGUCUAACGAAUCACUCGAAAAGUGAACAUACGAAUAACUCUGAAACAAAAAUCCCAGAAUCUUCAUCAAAAGAUGCAACAGCUGAUACAUUGAUGACAGAAUUCAAAUGUAGUAAUUGCAAGAAGAAGUUCACAAAUAAGCAUCGCCGAGCACACGGUGAAAAUAUUAAAAAUCACAAAUGUUCAAUAUGUACGUUCAGCAGCGACCAGGCGAGUCACAUGAAGAGGCAUAUGAUGUGCCAUGAGGGAAUAAAACCCUAUGCUUGUCCGCAUUGCCAGUUUACCUGUGGCAGCUUAGAAAACCUCCGCAAACAUGUACUACGAAGCGGCCGGCAUGAAGGAUUGUAUUUAUACGAGUGUCCUGAUUGUAAAUAUAACACUAACAUGGCUACAGAUCUGCGUACCCAUUAUACAGUAGCCCAUCCUGACAAAUACAAUCCGAAAACUGCUCUAGAAGCUGUAAAAACCCAUUUGAUGAAAAAUGUUACAAGAGAAGAGAGGGAAGACGAUAAAUAA